Monomorium pharaonis (pharaoh ant) is the source of this 1202-nucleotide messenger RNA. RefSeq names its product nucleoside diphosphate-linked moiety X motif 6. Bases 203 to 1114 code for a protein of 303 amino acids. The transcript has 5 exons. Gene Ontology annotation, molecular function: ADP-ribose diphosphatase activity; NADH pyrophosphatase activity; NAD binding. Lineage: Eukaryota; Metazoa; Arthropoda; Insecta; Hymenoptera; Formicidae. The record is from RefSeq and is a predicted model, not a curated record.
ACGCACCCACUGUGCGUUAUGCAAAAGUCUGUGCGGGAGCCCUAAAGUUUAAUCAAGGCUUGACGCGUCAAGGUUAUGUUAUGUUAUGUUGCUAUUGGAUGACACGUGGGGCUGGUGAUACGUAAACAGAAAUAUAAAAAGUGAAAUUGCGCGAUGGCCACUUGACAAUCUGUUCUUGCACUUAGUCAUUUGAUUGUACUCGAUGCAGAGUGCGAGAUUGCUUCGUGUUUCGAGAACAUUAACAGCACGAAACUCAUUCGUUCUUCUUUCGCAUAGUGCACAUGUUGGGCAAUUGGGCAUGUUGGACGCAACAAUGGCUCGCCAAAUCUUUAAAGGUCUUAACGAUCACUAUAAUGGUAUUACGAUCGACUCGGUUGAGGAGGCCUGCGACAAUAAAAUAUUCGCACAGCGUCUCAAAGAUUCUUUAGAACAAUGGACAAGGGACAGAAAACGCACUAUAUGGUUUCGCGUGCACAUUCCGCAUACCGAGUGGGUUCCGAUUUUAACGGGACAGGGAUUCAUCUUUCAUCAUGCGAAAGAAGAAUAUGUCAUGUUAUAUCGUUGGUUACCCACCGACGAGCAAUGUAAUGUUCCGAAAUAUGCGCACACAUUUUUAGGUGUUGGCGCAUUUGUAUUCAACAAAGAUACAAAUGAAAUUCUUGUUAUUAAAGAAAAAUACACUACAGGAAAUUGGUGGAAACUUCCAGGUGGCUACGUAGAACCAGGAGAAAAUAUUGAAGCAGCAGCUAAAAGAGAAGUUCUGGAAGAAACGGGAAUUCAGGCAGAAUUCAAAUGUUUGAUAUCUUUUAGACAUGGGCAUGAUUAUUUCUUCGGAUGCUCGGAUAUAUACAUGGUUGCGUACCUAACACCUCAGAAUUUUGAAAUUGAGAAAUGUAAACGAGAGAUUUUUGAUUGCAAAUGGAUGAAGUUAAAUGAAUUCAUGCAACAUCCUGAAGUACAUGCAAAUAAUAAAAUUUUAGCAACAAAAACAAUAGACUUUCUUCAACAUCAAAUGGGAAUGGUUGUAAAUUAUGGAGUACAUCCAAUCACUAAAAAAAAGAUAUGUGUGUAUAGUAUAGAGAAUACAGACAUUGGAAAUACAUCUGUAGAAUAAACUUUUAUCUGUAGAAUUUUUUUCUAGAAAAAAAGAUGUAUAUAUAGAAAUACUGAAAUACUAAAGAUUUUAACAAUAAUGCAAAAAA